Suhomyces tanzawaensis NRRL Y-17324 is the source of this 435-nucleotide messenger RNA. RefSeq lists its product as uncharacterized. Bases 1 to 435 code for a protein of 144 amino acids. NCBI's taxonomy places the organism in Eukaryota, Fungi, Ascomycota, Pichiomycetes, Serinales, Debaryomycetaceae. The transcript has a single exon. The record is from RefSeq and is a predicted model, not a curated record.
AUGUCCGACGAAUCAGGCGAACCCUUAACCUCCAACGUGCGGCCCGCCACCAGUGCGCUUGUCACUGUGCGUAUCAUCAAGUCGUUUCCCUACAGAAAUGUCAAAAACCACAUUUUGAGCCCUGUUAAUUUACAGGAGACUACCCCCAAGCAGCUCGUGGAGCAAGUCAGAACAAUCAUUAAUACCACUGGUGGUUUGAGACCAUACCGCAAUGUCGAGUACGACACCCUCAAGAUCUACACCAAGGCACACGGGAGCAAGUCCAUGAACUUGAUCAUCAACUUUGAAAACGACGACGACUGGGUGUUGCAACGUCCAGGACUCGAGAUCGACAGGAGCUUGAAGGAAUUGGGGGUUGAGAAUGAGACCGAGUUGAGCUUGUUCAAAUGGGACGACUACGUGGCUUUCAAGGCUAAUCCCGAGGAGAAGUGGUAA